Messenger RNA from Rhagoletis zephyria (snowberry fruit fly), 2467 nucleotides. RefSeq lists its product as uncharacterized. The record is from RefSeq and is a predicted model, not a curated record. NCBI's taxonomy places the organism in Eukaryota, Metazoa, Arthropoda, Insecta, Diptera, Tephritidae. Gene Ontology annotation, biological process: monocarboxylic acid transport; transmembrane transport. Gene Ontology annotation, molecular function: monocarboxylic acid transmembrane transporter activity.
ACCCGUUCAAUCGAGCCCUCAUUCGGCCUGCUCUUCGGCGAUUUGCUGCGCGAUCUCGAUGUCGGCACCACCGGCGCUGCGGUUAUUAUGAGCACACUCGAUGUGUGCAUGAAUUUCUCAGGGCUCUUUGUCGGACCGCUACUCAAGGAGUUUUCGUACCGAAAGGUGGCUGUCGCCGGCUCAUUAUUAUGCGGCAUAGGCUUGGCGGCCACCUCACCCGCAGCCAGCAUGACACACAUACUCAGUACGUACAGUGUGAUCAACGGCAUUGGCGUCGGACUUUCAACAUCUGCCGCCUUUGUCGCGCUUAAUCACUACUUCAAGAACAAACGCGGACAAGCUGUUGGAUUAUCCAUGGCUGGCACAGCCUUGGGUAUGCUGAUAAUGCCACAACUGGUACGUGUUCUGCUCGAAGCGUUCGGUUUUCGUGGUGCUGUGCUAAUGUUGGCCGGUGUAGCAUUAAAUUCCACAGUCGGUGCUGUGCUCUUGCAGCCCGCCAAGUGGCAUAUGAUCGAUGAAGUGAUCGAUGAGGAAAUGAUGACGGUGCCGGUGUCGCCACCCACACCGGACGUUAAAGUCAUACGGGAGGAUGGCAACGAAGAAGACGCGUUACCUGAGCUAAACACGUUACUCUUUUCCAAGCAGCAAUAUAUGCGCAAGAAUUACUCUGAAAUAGCGAUGAACACAAUGAAUGGUACGCGCACAGGCAUGCCAAAGCGUCCCACGUUUCCGCGCAUAAUGUCGCUAGCCGGCGUGCAAUCGGCGGUGAAUACUAGCCAGUCUAAUUCAGAUGUGAAUACGACACUACGCAAUCGCAAACAUUCGGUUACAUCGAAUCUGUCUUACAUGGAUUUCACCGGUUCCAUACUGCAGGUGCACAUGAAUGUAGGCGAUGAAGAGUUUGAGCGCAAUGAUCGCGAGUUGAAGCGUGUCAACACUGCGACGGGUGGCAUGGCGAAUGCGCAUCGCGAUUCAUUCAUUAAAAUGCGCCCUGCAGAGACUGAUCAAUAUGAAGAAUCACCGGAGAAGGAGAUGGAGAAGAAACCCGGCUUCUGGCGACGUUUCGCUGAUCUCAUGGAUGUUGAUUUAUUGCGUGAUAAAAUAUUUCUAAACAUACUUUUCGGACUGUCCAUCUUCUACGUCGGCGAGAUGAAUUUCAAAAUGGUUACGCCAUUCUUUUUUGCCAAUCUCGGCUACAAUAAAACAGAUGUUGCCUUCUGCCUGUCCAUAACGGCCAUCACAGAUAUUUUAGCGCGUAUAAUACUCCCGCCCAUAUUCGAUCGUACUACCAUCAAGAAGCGCACUGUGUUCUUGGUUUCCAUCAUCUUUGUGGGCAUCACCCGUUCGAUUAUGGCUGAGCAAACCGGGUGGACCCAACUGAUGGUUUGGCUAUCGAUAUGUGGUUUCUUCCGUGGCUCCGCCUUGGCCAAUUUCACACUAACUGUUUCCGAGUACUGUUCGCUGGAGAAAUUACCCUCCGCUUUCGGUUGGCAUUUGGUUGGCAAAGCCGUAUUUGUCAUCUGUCUGGGGCCGCUGAUCGGUCUUAUACGUGACGUCACAACCAGUUACCCCAUUUGUAUACACGCACAAACAGUUUGUAUAUUCCUUUGUGUUAUCGCCUGGACGAUCGAGUAUGCGAUCACAUAUUUGAAAGAGAAGAAGCAAACGACGGCAGAGGGUGGCAUUAAUGCCACAAUUGGACCAGAAACUAUUAUCAAACACUAACACGUGCUUAAUACGAGUAUCACAGGAUAGUUAAGAAAUACAUACAUGCAUAUUUUUAUAAAAAUAUUUCAGUGAAACUUACACUAAACUACAUACUUGUAUGAGGAAUACAAGCAUGCAGAUACGCGCAAAGGCAUUUAUGUAUGUACAUCUGGUAAAUGUUCGUUUAUGCAACGGAAAAAAUAGUUAUGUAGUUAACAAAAUGAAGACGAGUAUAUUAAUAAUUAAAUAUAGUACCUAUGUAGGCAUGUAUGUACGUAUGUGAGUUAGAAUGUAAUGAAUAAGCGCAAUUCACAAAUAAUGAAAUGAUCGAUAAUGAAGUGCUUAAAUCCACAUGCAUUCGUUUGUAUGGAUGUUUACUUACAUGUAUGUAUGUAUGUAUGUAUGUAUGUGUGAAAUUUGCAAUUUUCAAUGUGAUAGUUCAAAUUAUGCUUAUAGAUCGUAAGGUUAGACGUACGAUGAGUGUGUCUGUCGGUGUUACACUGAAAUUGUACUAUUUUUUUAUACAACUUUCUAACAAACACAAUAACUACCUACAAUAAAUACAUUUGUAAUGAAAAUGUGUUAGAAAAUAAACGUUGAACUUGAUCGUAUAGGUAUUCAUUACCUUAUUAUAGAAAGGCCCUAAGUAAUUUUCUUUCGAAAUUCAACUCUGUACAAAAGUCGGCAGAUUACUGAACAAAAACCUUAUCAAAUUUAAAAUCAACAACUACAUCAAAAAAUUUGUUUCUGUGUUUAUUAA